CUCGCAAGCCUUGCAUUUACAUCAACUCUGUUCCUUCCCCCUGCUUCCUCCAUACUUCCAUAACUUCCUCCCUCCUUUCCGGCUUUACCCUUUUCCUCUCUCUCUCUCUCUCUCUCUCUCUCUCUUUCGUGCUUUCUUUUGGUCGGGAGCGAGCUUGGGACACGCAUAACAAUGGAAGCUCCCGACAGGGCCGCGGAUAAAGCGGAAGCCGAUGCCAUCUCGCAUGAAGUGACUGUCGCCCUGCCUCCUCCGCCCACGGUCGAUAAUGCGGCGAGAACAGGUGAACAAUCCCCGCAAGCUCCUCACUGGAGGCGACAAAACCUCUUCCUCGACAUACCUUCGCGAAAGAAUGUAGCUUCUCGAGACGCUCACGUGAUAGCAAUGCCGAUAACGCCGAGCCCCACGCCCAAGAGAGUGAAUUUCCUCUUGACGCCGAAUUCCAGUUCUAGCAGGGCAAGAGUUAAUGGAUCGCCCGGUCCCUCUUCUUCUAGAAGCAAAUCACCUUUCAAAAGUCUUUUGCCAAGAUUAAGCUUCUUGUAUCGGAGUCCCUCGAGUGAUAUUGAGAAAGCUGCCAACAUGGUGGAAGGAGCGUCGCCAAACGCCUCGCAAGAAAAGGCUUCUAUCUCACGGUCGUCGUCACUUACGAGGAUGUUCACUCCAAGAAUUAGGAGAACUUCGUCGCUGCCAGUUACUCCAGUAACUAAUUCAAGUCGGGAAUCUACACAAGAUCAAAUUGCCUGUGCUGCUCCGCAUCCAACUAGAAAAGGAGUGCAGAAACAGAUAUCUCGAUCUCUCUCAGUCCCUCUCAACAAAGAAAGAAGCAUUAAAAGGAUGGAUUCUUUCUUCCGCGUGAUACCUUCCACUCCUCGUGUUAUAGAAGGAAGUGCUGAGUCCAAUACAUCAACAAGCGAUCCUGAAAAUGAUGAUGAUGGCGAAGACAUACUGGAGGAAGAGGCCGUUUGCAGAAUUUGUCUGGUUGAGUUAUGUGAAGGAGGUGAGACCCUUAAGAUGGAAUGCAGCUGCAAAGGCGAAAUGGCUCUCGCCCACAAAGAAUGCGCCAUCAAAUGGUUUAGCAUCAAAGGUAACAAAACCUGCGAUGUGUGCAAACAAGAAGUUCAGAAUCUGCCAGUCACCCUGUUACGUAUUCAAAGUUUACCAACGUGGAAUACUGGAGCCAGUAGAGUUCAGCCGAUGGAACUCCAUGGAUACCGCAUGUGGCAGGAAGUUCCCGUGCUCGUCAUCGUCAGCAUGCUUGCCUACUUUUGUUUCCUCGAGCAGCUACUGGUUGGAAAAAUGGGUACCAAUGCAAUCGCUAUAUCGCUGCCAUUUUCUUGUCUCUUGGGUCUUCUGUCAUCCAUGACUUCAUCGACUAUGGUGAAAAGCCAAUACGUUUGGAUCUACGCAUCAUUCCAGUUCUCCAUGGUGGUGCUCUUUGCUCACAUGUUUUACACCUUGGUUCGGCUGCAACCAAUCUUAGCGGUCCUCUUUGCGACGUUUGCUGGUUUUGGGAUCGCAAUGAGCGUGAGCUCCAUCAUCGUGGAGUUCCUGAGGUGGAGAAGAAGACGGAACGCCCGUUCAGCACAGUCACACGUUUCGCAAGCGGUUCCCCAGCCGGGUCAAUACACCAGAACCAUGAUUCCGCCGCGAUUAGACCCACUUUACAGUCACCAGACCGAACUAACCAGUCCAGGGCCAGAUCAAUGGAGAUGGAGUUGAAGCAACGAGGAACGACGUAUGCAGCAAGAAAUUACUUGCUGACUCAAGUCGGCUUCCCGGUAGCCUUCCUCGUUCGUUAGUUCGUACGACAUGGAAUUGUUUCAUUUCCCCAAACGACGAACACCGUAUACGAUUACACAUGGAAAUGAAAGAUCGACAAUGCGUUGUCUCGGUUGCUUGCAGCAAACUUCUGCACUUUCCCAAGAGAAAAACUAAUCGCGGUUGCCUGCAUAUUUGUUUGGGCGGAUUGGUUCUCCUCUAGACUUUGAUGUUGUUCUGGCUCAUAGGUGUUCUAAUCCUAUAGUUUGUGUCACGGCCGCGGAAUUUUUUUUUUUUUUUACCGGUGAUUGUUGAACAGAAUGGUUAUGUCUGAUUAACCAAAAGAUAUAGAAACGCCAAGGACAAUUAUAACUUGA
Eucalyptus grandis is the source of this 2132-nucleotide messenger RNA. RefSeq lists its product as uncharacterized. Bases 172 to 1716 code for a protein of 514 amino acids. The record is from RefSeq and is a predicted model, not a curated record. Gene Ontology annotation, molecular function: zinc ion binding. Lineage: Eukaryota; Viridiplantae; Streptophyta; Magnoliopsida; Myrtales; Myrtaceae. The transcript is spliced from 8 exons.